This is a messenger RNA of Cercospora beticola, 708 nucleotides long. RefSeq lists its product as uncharacterized. Lineage: Eukaryota; Fungi; Ascomycota; Dothideomycetes; Mycosphaerellales; Mycosphaerellaceae. The record is from RefSeq and is a predicted model, not a curated record.
AUGGAAGAUGAGCCCGCGGAUCUGAGCAUGCGCGUCAAUAUCGCGUUUCCACUCACAGUACUGCGACCAAUCCUGGCAGCGCGUUCGCCAGCCCAAGUCGACGAAGCGGCCUUCAACGACAUCUUCUGGGCCAUCAAGGCGGAAGCCUCGACUCGUGAGCAGCAUGGCCGCCGCAGAACCGUUCAACUCGCACCGCCCGUGAUCAACCUUGCAGCUGGCGCGAGCCGAGAGGACGCAAUCCAGAUCGAUUCGGACGACGAGUCGGCUGUACCAGCACCGAAACGCCGCAAGAAGAAUGGCCGAAAGGCCGCUGUCGCGAGUCGCGGUCGCUCUGAAUUGAACGCAAGAGUCUCAGCCAACACAGCUCGCCCUCAGCAAAAAUCGCGGCCACUCGGAAUCACAGAGCGCGUGUUGGCAGCGCACCACAAAGCGAUGGAGCUUCGCGCCAAAACAGAGAGGCUGGAGCACGCAAAGGCCAAGCUGAUCGCACUUCGUGGCGUCGCUUUCUCAGACAAUGGCCAGUCCUCAGCCCUCAUCUCCAGAUUCGAGCCAGACGACCGCGCUCCGCUAGCUCCCCACGAUGAAAAUCCGCCAUUCCACGACACGCAGAGAGCGCAGGCUGGCGAGGAGGAAGGCCAAAAAUGUGAAAUUCCGAGAGCACACAGCCAUGUCACAGACGAUCUUCUCGUGGCCUUGGGCACGGAUUGA